AUGUUAUCACGGAGUUUGAGUCAAGCUCGUGCUCGGGUUUCCACUCUUGGUCCAUGCCCCUUCCAUAUACCGCUCCCGGCUCGAUGUAUAUCUACUCGAAGCAAGCUUUUUGAAGUCGCAGAGGAAGUUGAAUGGGCUCUCAGCGCAGGAAAACCGGUAGUUGCGCUCGAAACAACGAUUUACACCCAUGGCUUUCCAUAUCCAGAAAACGUCGCGCUUGCGUCUCACCUCGAAUCCCUCGUCCGAGUCAAUGGCGGUGUACCAGCUACAAUUGGCAUACUAAACGGAAAAGCUCACGUUGGAAUGAGACCUGAAAAACUGAUUGAGCUCAUUAGCACCGCUGGAAGCAAAGACACGUGGAAGAUCAGCAGACGAGACCUAGGUUUCAUUGGUGGACUAGGUGGCAUACGAGGACAAAAGCUCAAUGGAGGCACAACCAUAUCAGGUACCAUGAUACUGGCCCACUUGGCUGGAAUCAAGGUCUUUGCAACAGGUGGACUGGGUGGUGUACACAGAGGUGGCGAGAACAGCAUGGACAUCUCUGCCGACUUGACUGAGCUAGGAAGGACUCCUGUGGCUGUGAUAAGCAGUGGCUGUAAGAGCUUCUUGGACAUACCUCGCACGCUGGAAUACCUCGAGACACAGGGUGUUGGCGUUGCUACGUUCUCCGAUGGCAGAAUAGGCGAUGUCGACUUUCCUGCCUUCUUCUCUCGAGAUAGUGGUGUCAAAAGUCCGCGAACAAUUCAGUCUGAAGCUGAUGCGGCUGCAGUCAUACAUGCCCAAUUUCAGUUACCUGUGCACUCUGGCCUACACUUCGCGAAUCCUGUACCUGAAAGUGCAAACAUGCCGAGACACGAGAUCGAUGGUAUCAUAGCAAAAGCAGUGGCAGAAGCCGAUGCAAUGGGCAUUACGGGCGCUAGCAAUACUCCUCAUAUCCUUAAGCGGAUCAGAGAGCUGAGUAACAACGCUUCUGUGAUAGCGAACAAAGCUCUGAUCGAGGCAAAUGUUGUACGAGGCACGAAAGUUGCAGUAGAGCUUGCUAAGCUCGAGCUGGCGGAUAAGCAAGAAGGGACAUCAGGAGCUCCAAGAAUAGACGCUUCUCGAGAAGCUAGGACAAGCCAACCCCCUCUCUUGCAAACACCAGAUGCACUAUUGCCACGAUCAGAAAACGAUCGCGUUUCGGCACGCCUAAUUGACUCGGGUGCAGACGCCAAACACAAUCCACCAGCAAACGAUCUUCUCGUUAUCGGCUCGAUCGCAAGCGACACAUCGUGCGACUAUUUACCAUUUAGUGCUGACACAGAAGUCUCACCCAUUCUUCAUACCUCCAAUCCUGCCGUCAUAUCAGGUUCAGCUGGAGGCGUCGGACGCAACGUCGCAACGGCAGCACAAUAUUCAGGUGCUCAGGUAGCUUUGUCAAGUGUAGUGGCAGAUGAUCUACCUGGCAAAGCCCUCCUCAAGGAUCUGAUAUCGUCAGGCAUCGAUACCACUCCGAUGCAUAUACUCGAUCCUUCGAAAGGUGCACGCACCGCACAAUAUAUUGCUAUUAAUGACAAGAACAAAGAUCUCGUUCUGGCAAUGGGCGACUUCUCCAUCUUCGCACGGCCAGAGCUUGACGACCCGCUCCACUGGGACAACUUGUUUGGAAGAAUUUUUGCGAGCUCAUCACGACCUAAGUGGAUAGUCACUGAUGGCAAUUGGUCAAAAGCCGCACUUUCUAAUAUUCUAAGGCUAGCCGAAGAAUCGCAAAUUCCUCUUGCCUUCGAGCCAGUGAGUACAGUCAAGGCUUCCCGCCUGUUUGAAGCAGCCAGCGUCGCCUUUCAGGGCAGACGGCAAGUUGUCUCUCGAGUUGUGAACAUCGCAACUCCCAAUAUGCUCGAGCUAGCAGCCAUGCAUCAGGCCGCUCAAAACAACAGGUUCUUAGAAGACGAGCAUUGGUGGGAGGUAAUCAACGACUUCGGUCUCAGCAGUGCAGGAUCUCGAGACAAAUUUGUCCGUAUGCUUGGCAAGGACUUGACUGACCAAGGGGUACCUCAGCAAAACAUACGUCUACUUCCAUUCAUACAGCACAUCGUCACGAAGUUAGGGCCUCAAGGAUCGUUGCUUACAAUGAGCUUGCCGUCCACUGAUGCAAGAACUUCCCAUCCAGACUAUCUACCAUUCAUACUUCCUGGUGGAAAGAGAAGCGUAUACAUGCGACUCUUCCCACCACCCACGUUCGUAUCUCAACAUGAGAUCGUCAGCGUCAAUGGCGUCGGUGACACUCUGCUGGGUGUCAUGAUGGCUGCACUCGUGGCAGAGGAAAAAGCUGGACAGCAACCACGACUGGACAAGAUCAUCCCCAUGGCACAGAAAGCCUCUAUCUUGACACUGAAAUCGAAGGACUCUGUUUCACCUCUUAUCAAAACCAUGCCCACGACACAAUCGUGGUGGCAGGAAUCGUACCCAGCGGUUCGGGUGUAG
This is a messenger RNA of Lithohypha guttulata, 2463 nucleotides long. RefSeq lists its product as uncharacterized. The transcript has 2 exons. The coding region runs from base 1 to 2463 and encodes 820 amino acids. Gene Ontology annotation, molecular function: pseudouridylate synthase activity. The record is from RefSeq and is a predicted model, not a curated record. Lineage: Eukaryota; Fungi; Ascomycota; Eurotiomycetes; Chaetothyriales; Trichomeriaceae.